Messenger RNA from Kwoniella mangroviensis CBS 8507, 849 nucleotides. RefSeq lists its product as uncharacterized. The record is from RefSeq and is a predicted model, not a curated record. Lineage: Eukaryota; Fungi; Basidiomycota; Tremellomycetes; Tremellales; Cryptococcaceae. Bases 1 to 849 code for a protein of 282 amino acids. The transcript is spliced from 5 exons.
AUGCCUCAAGAAGAAAGGCCUCCUGGAGUUCAGACCAAGGCUACCCCGCCUACCCCUGCUCGAAGGCCCAGUUAUCCACCUACCCCACCUACACCUACGUCCAUCGAAUUACCCCUACCUAUCCAGCCUAAGGAUCUGAUCGAGCCGACCAUCGAGACUAUCAUAACACUAUGGAGGGCUUGGCCACUGGAUUGGUCAGUGGUGAGACAAGGUAUGGCAUUGCAGCAUCUCACAGAGCUCCUUGAUGGUCAUUGGAAGAACAUCUCUUUGCUUGAUAAAUCUGUAACUCGAGGUAUCACCUCUCCUAUCGAGACUGUCAAGAAGAACAAGGAUACAUGUAAGGCUGGAACCAUACAAGAGAAUGUCAAGGUAGCGAUGAAAUUGAACGAACAAGCCACAGAGGAAUUUCAACUUGGUCGAUAUCCCAAAUCCCUCACAACAUACCUUCAAGGGUUAGCAGUUCUAUGCCCUUGGUCGUGCGAUGACUCGAUUAUGACUUUCGAUCUAGCCAAGAACGCUGGACUGUCCAACAUUGAGCAACAACUUCUCCUCAACAUCGCUCGAGCGGCACUUGCAUGGUCCCUCCUCCUUCCCGAUACAAGGCAAAACAAAUUGCUCUGCCCGAUACUUGUCGACUCUACUCUCCAAGCGUUCGAGCUUUUCCCUUACAUCACUUUCGAAGGUUUGAUUCAAGUCAGCGAUCGUAAGUUGAUGUCCACUGGCAAUAUAGACUGUGUCAUUGGAGAAAAGAGACUGUUCGCAAUGCGAAGAGUGGACAGGAAAGAAUGGGAGAAACAACCUCCGGAGGAAUGGGCUACGCGAGAUCUCUCCGCGGUCCAUCAAGCUUGA